Messenger RNA from Daldinia vernicosa, 2160 nucleotides. RefSeq names its product alpha/beta hydrolase fold-domain-containing protein. The coding region runs from base 381 to 1937 and encodes 518 amino acids. The transcript has a single exon. NCBI's taxonomy places the organism in Eukaryota, Fungi, Ascomycota, Sordariomycetes, Xylariales, Hypoxylaceae. The record is from RefSeq and is a predicted model, not a curated record.
CCGUAGCAUAGCAACUUGGCAACUUGGCAACUCGGCAACAAUCAUCCUCUGCCUCUGCCGAACUUUCAGCUACCUGUCUGAGAUGUUAUCGAUUACAACGUUGCCCAAUCGCUACAUACUGUCGGUAGGAUCGACAAGGAACCGUCGCAGCUAGACAAAGGCUUGGCCAGGACGCCGCGCCUCGAAAUCUUGCCUUAAGCUGCUCUAGCUUGCUUGUCCCAAGCCUCUGUAAGACGUAAUUACCUAAUAAUUAACGUCGCUCGUGUAGGACGGGAGAGCUAUACAUAGGUGUACAUAUACAAGCGAACCUGCUCUUCUCGCAUGAGGUCUCUUGUUUUAUCUACACUUAUACUGACCAUCCAAGACGAAAAGACACUACCAUGGGGCGCUCGCUUGUACUUACGCAGGCGCUCCUCGCGUUUGCGACUUUGAGCUCGGCACUUACUGUGACUAUUCCAGGAGUACCUUCGCUAAAACUAACCGGGUCGAAGCUACUUCCCAAGAGAAGCGUGAAAUCAAAUUCUACGGAUAGCAUCUCGUGGGGACCGUGUCCGGAUUCGUUCCCCUCUAACAUCACAUGCGCCACCUAUACCGUGCCGUUAGACUGGGCGCACCCGCAGGGCAAUGAGACGAUAGAGCUAGGUCUAGUCCGCAUCGAAGCUCGCGACAAGAGCAAUCGAAUCGGAAACCUAUUCGUCAACCCGGGCGGCCCAGGAGGGCAGGCCACCAGCCUCGUCGCGACGCUUUCCACGGUACCAGGUGUCGUAGACCCGCAGAUCCUCGACCGCUUCGACGUGAUCGGUCUGGACCCUCGAGGAGUCGGCCUCAGCACUCCGGUGCAGUGUGACACGGCCGCGUACAAUAAGCGCAUUACGUGGCUUCCCAAGACGCAGGCCGAGUAUGACGCGCUCGUCGCGUAUAACAAGGAUCUGGGCGAGAGUUGUCGUGCUAAGACAGGUCGCUUAAUCGAUUUCGUUGACACUAUCAGCGCUGUCCGGGACCACGAGGCCGUACGCAAGGCUCUGGGCGGUGAGAAGGCUAACUUCCUGGGCCUAUCGUACGGCACGCAGUUGUUCAGUCAGUAUGCCGAGCUAUUCCCUGACGGUAUCCGCGCUUUAGUACUGGACGGCAAUCUUCAGCACUCUCAAUCGGAGGUCAGCAACCUUCUCAUCGAGGAAUCCACGUACGAGGCCACGCUCAAGAAUUUCUUCGCUUGGUGCGCCGAUGCGUCCAAGGACGUGUGCCCGCUAAGCGGCCAGGAUGUCCGGGCCAAGUUCGAAAGCAUAAUAGCCAAGGCAGCUAAAUCUCCUAUCCCGGCCCCUGGCUGCGACGACAAGGUCUGCCGCUCCACCGUGACGGAGGAAGAUAUACGGUUCAACGUCCAACCAUACCUAAUCUCGCCGGCAUUGUGGCCCUCCCUGGGCCAAGCCAUCGCCGACGCCGACGCCGGCAACGCGACGUUGAUCUCGCAGCAGCAGCCCCUAGUAACAGGUGACGCAUACGAGGACUCCUCGCUACUCGCCGGCACAGCAAUCGCUUGCCAAGAUUGGACGCACGCCUCGUCCUCUCUCAGCGACGUGCAGGCCAAAGCAACUCUAGGCGCCAUCUUCAAUCCCCUGACCGAGGGUGUAUGCCAGAGCUACAAGAUCCAGACCUCGUGCAUCGGGUGGCCCGCCGCCUUGACGAACCCGCCGAAGCCCGUAUCAUACAAGGGCGACGUAAAGAUCCUGAUGCUCCAGUCGACAUUCGAUCCCUCGACGAGCUACGCUUGGGGACUAGGUCUACACGCGGAGAUCGGGAGCGACCGCUCUGUGCUGCUUACGCGUAACGGCACCGGCCACACGAGUUACUUGUCAGGUGGCGCGACAGCAGCCGCGGCCAACGCGUAUCUUUUGAACUUGACGCUACCGGAGCCAGGUACGGUUUUGCAGUCGUGAGCAAGACUCGUGGGUGGUUGUGGUGUAUGAGUUAUGUAUAUGGAUUAACUAAGUGUAUAUGGUGUGAGGUGAAUCCGGGCUAUACGGAAUUUCAAGGGUACAUACCUAAUACAUUGGAAGAGCAUCAACAGAGUACAUGUUUCUUCUUCUUAAUUAAUCGUCUUGUUCCCAAGACAUUAGAACUACAAAUCGUCCUGCAUAUGAAUUAGGUAGAUGUGAGAGA